Herpailurus yagouaroundi (jaguarundi) is the source of this 4790-nucleotide messenger RNA. It is a transcript of the gene ZNF775, whose product is annotated as zinc finger protein 775. The transcript has 8 exons. Bases 159 to 2183 code for a protein of 674 amino acids. Lineage: Eukaryota; Metazoa; Chordata; Mammalia; Carnivora; Felidae. The record is from RefSeq and is a predicted model, not a curated record.
AGGCCCAUUAACCAAUCAAGAGCAGGUGCCCGCCCCGCCUGUCCCGGGACUGGCGGGGCCGGGGAGCCCAGUGCCCAAGUCGCCCCGGGGUGGCAGUUCCCGUUAACCUUAACCACAAAGUCAAGACGGCAGAGCGGGUGCCCCGGAGGCCUCCGUGGAUGGAGGGUGGCCUGGCUGGUGCGAGCACAGGAGAUGGGCCGGUGAUGAAGAUCAAGCAAGAGAAGCCCGAGUGGCUGCUGCAGACGCUGAUGCCGCAGGCCGUGCUCUCUGAGAAGGAUAAGGAAAACAUUUUCCAGCAGCAUCGGGGCCUCCCGCCUUGCCAGACCGUGGGGAAGCCUCGGGCCCUGGGGGGACAGGAGGAGCCUGGGGGUCCAAGAUGGGCCCCUCCCCCUGAGCAGGCCGGGGGGCUGGCGGGCCGGGCUCUCUCUGCCGGCGAGGGUCACUUCGUGUGCCUGGACUGCGGGAAGAGGUUCAGCUGGUGGUCGUCCCUGAAGAUCCACCAGCGCACCCACACCGGGGAGAAGCCGUACCUGUGCGGCAAGUGCGGCAAGAGCUUCAGCCAGAAGCCCAACCUGGCGCGCCACCAGCGCCACCACACGGGCGAGCGGCCCUUCUGCUGCCCCGAGUGCGCGAGGCGCUUUAGCCAGAAGCAGCACCUGCUCAAGCACCAGAAGACCCACGCGCGGCCCGCCACCCACUCGUGCCCCGAGUGCGCGCGCUGCUUCCGCCACCAGGUGGGCCUCCGCAUCCACCAGCGCGCGCACGCCCGGGACCGCCUGGGCGCCCGCGCGGGGCUGCAGGAGUUGCUGCGGGACGCCGCCGCCGCCCGCAGGGGCUGUCGCCUGCGGCCGGGCGAGCCCCGCCAGUUCAUCUGCAACGAGUGCGGCAAGAGCUUCUCGUGGUGGUCGGCGCUCACCAUCCACCAGCGCAUCCACACGGGCGAGCGGCCCUACGCGUGCCCGGAGUGCGGCCGCCGCUUCAGCCAGAAGCCCAACCUGACGCGGCACCGGCGCAACCACACGGGCGAGCGGCCCUACCUGUGCGCCGCGUGCGGCCGCGGCUUCAGCCAGAAGCAGCACCUGCUCAAGCACCAGCGCGUGCACCGGGGGGCCCUGGCGCCCACCCCCAGCGCCAAGGACCCGGCGCUUUAUGUUGCAGAAGAGAAAAACAUGAAGGAUGGACUGUCUCACGUCGUCUCACUGUCCUUUAUCGUGGGCCCGGCCUGGGUAGCGCUGUUUCGGGAUGACGGAGAUGGGGAUGAGGCUCUUGCUGCUGGACUGGGGCCUCGGGGGGAUCCGGCGAUGGGAACGGCCGAGGCCGGGGGCGGGGAAGUUGGGGUGACCCGCCCGGCGGGGCUUCCGGCUCCCGAAGCGGCUCCCGUCGGCUUCCCUCUCCUGCCCGCGCGGGCGCAGCGCUCGCAGCCCUCCUUUUUCCGCCAGCCAGGUCGUUGGCGAGUUAGACCUCCCAGCCUCACGGGGCUGCUGUGCGGCUGCGGCGACGCUGGCGACUGCGGCGCUGCGGCGGAGACGGAGGGCUCGGGAGGCGGCGCCACACUGCGGCUGGAAGUGCCCAUGACAGAGCUGGCGUCCUCGGGGGGCGGGUCCCCUGCGGGGGACGGGGAGGAGGGUCUGGGGGACGAGCGAGGCCUGGUCAUCCACCACCCCGCGGAGGAGCAGCCUCACCGCUGCCCACUGUGCGGCCAGACCUUCUCGCAGCAGCCCAGCCUGGUGCGCCACCAGAAGGCACACGCUGGGGUGGGCCGCGCGGCCGCCUUCGUGUGCCCCGAGUGCGGCAAGGCCUUCAGCGUCAAGCACAACCUGGAGGUGCACCAGCGCACGCACACCGGCGAGAGGCCCUUCCCCUGCCCGGAGUGUGGCCGCUGCUUCAGCCUCAAGCAGAACCUGCUCACGCACCAGCGCAUCCACAGCGGCGAGAAGCCGCACCAGUGCGCGCAGUGCGGCCGCUGCUUCCGCGAGCCGCGCUUCCUGCUCAACCACCAGCGCACCCACGCGCGCAUGCCCGCACCGCACCCGCGCCGCCCCGGCGUGUUCGGGGAGCGGCGGCCCUACUUCUGUGCCCGCUGCGGCAAGAGCUUCGCGCGCGAGGGCUCGCUCAAGACCCACCAGCGCAGCCACGGCCACGGGCCCGAGGGCCAGGCGGCCCAUUUAGGCCGCGUGCUAUGAUGCGCGCCAGGCCUGCCGCCGCCGGUUUCCUGCCCCAGAGCCGCGUCCGUGACUCCAGGAGAUGGCGCUGGGCUGCGGCCCCCGUUCUGGAUUUGAUCCUGAGAGACGGGGAGGGCUGGCUUGGGGUCUUGAAGGAGUGGGCCGCUGCCCCGCUUGGGCCGCCUCUUUCCGAGUCUUCACCCUACCGCUGGUCGUCCACAGCUGCUUUAGGCCCCUGCAUUGGUUUUCCUCCUCUGGCUCACCCGGCCUAGAGUAGAUGUGGAGUGGGCAGGACCUCUGGGCAGUGUGUGAGGCACAUCUGGGCACAGAGUCUAGGAAUGGGGCCCUCUGGGGCCCUGCCCACCGGCAUGAGGACAUGUCCCCUAAGAAGACCUACCUCGGGAGGUGCCCUGCAGAGGGGACUGAUGCAGCCUGGAAUUGGAGGCCGGUUCUGUGCCCCGGUGGAAAAACUCCCCGAACCAGUUGGGAGUCAUGGCCAGAGAAGAGCUCGUCCUGGCUGCCUGGCCACAGACUUCCACUCUCAUGUGGCAGCAGGGACAGUGCCUGUGUGGAGAGCCAGCUUCUCUGCGCCUGCCUGGCCCAUCAGAGACAGCAAGUAACUGGCCCAGGAGAACACAGCAAAGUCAGCAGGAGGCCUGGCUCUAGAGGCGAAGCCUUUCCCCCAGGUGUGAACCAUACUUGCAAGGCUCCACUUUCCUUUCAGAGCAAUGGUUCUUAAGACUUUGGGGGUGUGAAACCCUUGGGAAAUCUAGCAAACGCUAUGAACCUCCUCCCCAGGAAAACGCGCAUACUCACGGAGACGGAGACACGAGAAUCUACAAACAAUGCCAGAGCUCCUGGACUCCUGGCUGAGAAUCUCAGCCCCAGGACAGAACCUGCCACGCUUUCCUUACCUACGACAGAUCCCUGGGUCGGGCCGCCCCACAAGUAGCAUUUCUCCCUCCCCCUGCUGAACUUCCUUCCCUCACUCAGGAAUAAAGAAUUCUGAGGAGGGGACCCUUUUAGUCGCUCUCCUCCCAGGCCUCACGGGGCCUCAGGCUCCUGGAACCUCUCUUCCCUUCCACAGACAUUGCUGGAGGCUCUCUGGGCUGGGUUUGCUCUUCUCUGAUUUGGGGUGCUUGCUCUGGCUGUUGGGUUUCACCAUGCCCAGGAUCCCUGGCCCGGGCUCUGUCUGAUCUCACCGUGAAAGUGGUGGGGAAAGCAGGGAGCUCCAUGGUGUAGGCUGUGCGUGCCCUUGGGUCCACCCGGGGGGAGGGAUCCUGCUUCCCAGCAGCCAAGCCUGUGCCACACCAGGUGUUUAGCCAGGACUGAUGUGGGGAAGGCUGAGGGGGGAGACGGAGCUUGGCUCCUGGUGCCCGCCAGCUCUGGGGCCGAGGAGCUUUCCCGAGGUCCGUGCGUGGAUGUGGAGGGGCAGAGGCUGGACCACCAGCAGGGAGAGGACUUCUGUUUCCACCCUGAGCGGGUUGGCCUGGAGCUCACUGGCCUCCCCAGAACGAACCACUCAUCUGAAGAGGUGUGGCCGAUUAGGGCUGGGCUGGGGUUUCGAUGACCUCCAGAUGCAGGUUCUACUUAGUGAAACCCUUGGGGGUGGGGAGAGGCCUGGAGCCAUGGAUUUAGAUCAAAUCCCAGCAAUGGGAGUUGUGGGGGGCGCUGUGGAGCGUUCUGGUGGGAGGUCCUAGGGCCCAGCUGGGCUUUGGUCAGGGUUGUCUGGAGGCCCCCCUCCCCAGCUCCUGCCCUGGGAUCUUGCCUGUCCCGUCUCCCUUGCAGCCUGCUGCAAAUCUGCCGUAGGCCUCGUCCUGGAAUAACAAACCGUGCUGGGGGAGAUCAGAGAAACAGGAGGCGUUCUGCACUCCAGAAGCUUCCAUUUGCUCUGAUCCUUGGCCUGCCUGGAGGGAGCCUCAGGGAGGGAGCCUCCCUGCCGAUCUCAGCUCACCUCCCUCCAGUCUAACCACGCAGCCCUCAUGCGCUGUUGAAGCCUCUGCCUUCCCUGCCUCUGCCUUCCCUGGUAUUGCUGUGAAAUGCGCCCCUCCCCCGUCCUCCCCAAACCCACUUCUCCACCAGGACCUCCAUCCUCUUUCUCUGAACGGUCCCUGUGUUAACACCGUCUCACCCUCGGGGGCACAUGCCGCCUUGCACUCUGGCUUUCCAUGCGUGUGCACGUGCGUAUGUAUGUGUGUGUGUGUGUGUGUGUGUGUGUUGAGUCUCCAGCUAGACUGUAUGCUCCCUGAGGGCAAGGGACGUGCCAUUUCCUCUUGAACCCCAACAGGGUCCAGCACAGGGCUGGGCUCAUAACACUCAGGAAAUACUUGUCUACUGGCUGAUGGGUCAAGUGCUGGAGGCUGGAGGGUGGCUGGUGGUGGGAGGAGGUGGCGGGUGAGUUCACACGUGGGUUGUGUGUUCGUUUCACUGGGCUGUGAGCUGGCUCCCCUGGGGCACUAAUGACUGUAGGAGACCUCAGGUCCUCCCCUACUUGGGCCAGUGGGACAGGAGGGAUGCCCCCAUGGCUACGCGGGAGUGCGUGUCAACGGUUGUCCAGGCUGGAUAUUUCCGUCGGUCACCGAUAGCUGCCGGAGCUGACCAAGUGGAAUAAAUGUUCUCUCGACAUCA